Paraphaeosphaeria sporulosa is the source of this 1479-nucleotide messenger RNA. RefSeq lists its product as uncharacterized. Bases 1 to 1479 code for a protein of 492 amino acids. The record is from RefSeq and is a predicted model, not a curated record. Lineage: Eukaryota; Fungi; Ascomycota; Dothideomycetes; Pleosporales; Didymosphaeriaceae. The transcript has a single exon.
AUGUUACCCUCAUUCAACACCUCUGCCGACGACUCUCCACCCAAAACCCCAGUCUCUCCCUCACCCCCCGGCUUCGUCAAGAAAAUCGCGGAAAAAUACGAGCGCCCGAAGCUCCAGAUCCCAGACGCGGACCCCGCGAGGCCACUGCGCGGUUUGAAAAAAGAAUGCAAGGAUCCGUGGAAGGAAGAGAAGCGGCGGGAAGAGCUGCGCGAGCGGAUCAGGAAGGGGGAUGGGGGGUUGGAUCCGCAUCUGAGGGAGCCGUGGGUGAGGGCGAGGGAGGAGGAGGCGCGCGCGUCGCCUGUGGACGGCGAAGGGCGCGGAGAGGAUGUAGAAUCUGGAGCUGAAAGCGAUGAAGGCGAGCGAGACGCCCUCGUCCAGCUCCAGCUCCCAGCAUGCCUCCACCUCCUACGCGCCCAGCCCAGCCUCCUGCCCCUGCACACCACGCCAUUCGCCUACGCAGUUGACCCCUACCUCCAGAACAACCCCGAAUAUAGACACUACCUCUCCCCUACAACGCCCUCCUCCUCGUCCACGCUCUCCAACCUCCCCUCCGGCGGAAGCGGUGUUCACGCGGACGAGGUCAGCGCGCGCACCGACGAAGCCUUUCCCGAGAUCCCCUUUGAGAGCAUCGAGGUGUACCUGCACGAGAGAGACAAGUUGCAGGUGCGCCUGCAGCUCCAGCAGGUGCGCACGCUGCUGGUGCGGUGCACGGUGCUGGUGCGGUCCGCGUGGGCACUCGAGCAGACUGGGUGGAGAUCGACUGCUUGUGCGCGUGGGAGAAGCGUAGACGCAGUUGCAGACGACGAGAGUCGCGUGGAACAUGCGUGGUACAAGGCGUACUCGAAAGCUGGGCGGGCCGCGGAGAAGGCGGGGCAGAUGGCGAAGGCGCUGGGUAUCGAUGGGCUGCAGGCAAGGACGUGGUACUGGAAGGGGCAGGCUGACGCGGGGAGGAGGUAUUGGGACGAGGCGGGUGCGGCAUUCCGGAGGGCGGAGCAGUUUGAUCGGGAGAAGAGUAUGGCAUUGAAGGUGGAGGAGUAUGGACAGAUCGGGCUGACGCCGGUCGAGAGGUGGGACGUCGGUGAAUUGCGGAGAAAGUGCGAGGAAAAGGACAAGCGCGUGCAGCGGCGGAGGCAGCAGCGUGCGUGGGCGAUGGAGAUGGCGGGUGGGGAAGAGCGAGACGAGUCGGAUGAUGACUUGGAGGAAGAGCUCGUAGAUUUGGAGGUGCUACGCGGUGUGAUACGCGGAGAAGUCAGGGCGGAAGAUUCGGUCGACGCUGCAAAGAAAAGGCUUUGGAAGCUCAAGGAAGAGGAGGCGCUCGAGGCUAUCAGCGUUGCGAGGGCCAAAAACAAGUCGAGGUGGUACUCGGGGAUUUUGUCGAAAGAAGAACUGGCGUCUAUCAUUGACAGCGUUCCUAUUUCCGAGAAACAAGCGGAGAAGAGCAUGAAGAGCGAGGAAUUCCGGGAUGAUCUUAUGGAUUGA